This is a messenger RNA of Conger conger (European conger), 6205 nucleotides long. RefSeq names its product Rho guanine nucleotide exchange factor (GEF) 12a (gene arhgef12a). The transcript is spliced from 39 exons. Gene Ontology annotation, cellular component: cytoplasm. Gene Ontology annotation, molecular function: G protein-coupled receptor binding; guanyl-nucleotide exchange factor activity. The record is from RefSeq and is a predicted model, not a curated record. Gene Ontology annotation, biological process: G protein-coupled receptor signaling pathway; intracellular signal transduction. NCBI's taxonomy places the organism in Eukaryota, Metazoa, Chordata, Actinopteri, Anguilliformes, Congridae. Bases 1477 to 5661 code for a protein of 1394 amino acids.
AGACACUCAAAUUUUAUUGAAAGUAGUGAAAUGUUUUGAGGGAAAAGACAACCGUGUAAUAACAUUGGGCUGCCCAAGUAGACUACUUAAAUAUAUAUGCAAUUCGCGUCAUUUGUUCACCGAAAUGUAGUGUCGUUGUUUUGUUAGAACUUGCUUGUUCGCGGCACAGAGAUUUUAACUUGGAAAGGGAAUUCCGCUAGGCACAGAAAAAUGACUGGAUUCUGAAAACAUGGAGACAAGAGGAGCCGCGAGCUGAAAGCAAGUUUUGUCAAUUUUGUGCCUCGAGGGAUAACAUCGGCAGAACUCUGGAGAUCAACUGGAUUUUAACAUGCAUUGGACAACUAUAUCAUCUCGCGUUGUAUUUUUUUGUUCCGAAGAAUUUAUUCGAGACUUGGCACAUGGACAAAAAUAGAAUUUGGAUGAAAGUAAAGCAAAGUUUUAAGCAACGUCUGUUUUAUGCGAAUAUUUUGGAAUUUUGUCAAAGGAAAAAUAUAUUGCAUAACAUAGGCUUCUUUUAAUACAGCUAUGAGACCGGUAAAGUUUGGUUAAUGGCAAACUGCGGGAAAUAUCGGAUAACAUUCAGGUUUUUAGGUAAAAGCCCUUGCCACCCAUAUUAACAAGCUGAAUGUGGCUGGCAAACUGAGAGAGGCCUGCUCGAAACGGCUGUUUUAAAAUUAAUGGUAGGCUAGCCUUCAGUCUACCGGGGCAUAGCUACCGGUAGCCUAACAUUAAUCUUUUGCAGAAAAGGGUACUUUUUGACUGAUCCAUUUAAUCUACUGCAGAAGCUUGUGAAAUUUACAUGAAGACAGGAAAGGGACUGGUCCCGGGAUAUUUUGUAGGCUAAAUGGGAAUGCUAACAACCUGGGACGGGAAACCGAAAAUAUGAUCUAAAAACCACACCAAGUUAGCUUGGUAUCUUAUACUUACAUUAAAACGAGCUUAAACAUACACGUGGUGAAAUUCGCUUUGAACGACAGAGUUUUGUUGGUUGAGUGACUAAGAGGUAAAGUCUCGAGUGUAGUUAUUUUGUGAGAAUUGCAUUAACAAUGGGAAUCGCAGUUCUCUGGCGGAAUUGACAAAGACGGCCGCAAGACAGCGACAAGGAAGCGUGUAGUGGAAUAGCUAACGUUUGUGUCGAUAGCAUAUUAUCACAGAAUAUUGUCGACCUACAGACUUAUUUUUAAUAAAUUGCGAAUACUUGUAUACACGUUCAUACGUUUGACUGAUUUCAUUUAAGCCUAUUUAUUUUUUUAUCAACGAGAGAGAGAAAUAGCAUACAAAGGCUACAUUGGACUUGGCAACAGCGAUCAAUAUCGUUGAUGUGGACUAAUGACAGUUAAUAGAUUGUGAAGAAAAACGAAAAUCAUCUUUACGGAUGUUAAGGAGGGACCUGAUGCUUCCCAGAAAGACGGAGGGUUUCUUGUUUGCAAAAUGCUAAUUGGAUAAAAGUCGGAGAAAACUGUAAAACGAAGCCCAAUGAGCGGCAUACAGGCUACAGUCAGUGACCGGCCUAGCAGUCUUCUCACUACUGACCCUCCUGAUAAGAAGCUUCUGUCACAUGACUUUGACCCAACAGGGCUCGUGCAGCGAUGCGUGAUCAUUCAGAAAGAUGAGAACGGCUUUGGCCUGACCGUGAGCGGAGACAACCCUGUGUUUGUGCAGCUGGUCAAAGAAGAUGGCGCAGCGAUGCGGGCGGGGGUGCAGACAGGUGACAGGAUAAUUAAGGUGAACGGGACCUUAGUAACGCAUUCAAACCAUGUAGAAGUUGUGAAGUUGAUCAAAUCCGGCUCCUAUGUGGCCCUCACAGUUCUGGGGCGGCCCCCGGGGGUUGCCCACAUUCCCCUGGCUGGUGGGGACGGGGAGGGGGGAUCCUUUCUCGCCUCCCCAAACUCCCCAGGGCAGCCAGCAGAGGAGCGGUUCACCUCCCCCCGGCCAGCUUGGGAAGACAACAGCGCUGUGUACAGCCAGAAGGUGGACAUUUUGCAGAAGAUGCUGUUUAAGGAGCAGAGAGACCUACAGUUGACGAAGGAGGAGUACAGCAGGAACCCCAGCCCUAAGCUCCUGAAGGAGAUCCAGGAGGCGAACAAACGCAUUCCCCAGCUGCAGAGCCAGCUCAGCAAGGCCAUGGGAGGAGGACAGGACGGGGCGCCCCUCGGGGAGGUGGAGGAGGGCAGCGUGGGCCAGCCGGACCAGCAGCUCCGCCUGCGGGGCCUCAGCAGCACAGACGGGCCCUGGACCAGCAGCACAGCGCCCCCUGUCUCACACGGUCUCUCGGAUACCCAAAGAGACUCCGCCCAGAGCCCAAAGACCGUGCCCAGGGACAGCCUCAACUGCCACUCCCCCGACGCGGGGGACACGCCCAAACUGAACUCCUCGGCCUCGCCCCAUCUGGGAAGCCCGACUCCUCGACACGUCCCGCAGAUCAUCGCUGCCGAGGACGAGUACUUCGACGGGGAGCAGGAGCAGGUAAACGGCCAGUACAGCUGCUUUCAGAACAUGGAGCUGCUGAAGGUUCGCCCCGCACACCUGGCUGUCUUUCUGCAUCACGUGGUCUCACAGUUUGACCCUGCCCCUCUGCUGUGCUACCUGUAUGCUGAGCUGUGCAAACAGACCAGCUCCAAAGAUACACGCCGCAUAUUCACAGACCUCAACACCUUCUUUAUGGACCGAGCAGCAAACCUGAAGGUGGCGGUGCCUGAGUCCAUCUCCUCUGACCUGGAGCGUCGGAAGCCCGAGGUCAUUCCAGAGGAGUUACUCAGGCAGUAUGUGCAGCUGAUGCAGGACGUCCUGCUCCCUGACAUCCAGAAGCACCUGGAGGACUUCAGGCAGAAGCGCAGUAUGGGGCUGACUCUAGCGGACGUGGAGCUGAACAGGCUGGAUGCAGAGCAGGGUCGAGACCGGGCAGCGCUGGACAGAGAGCGCUCCUGUGCAGAACAGAUCGUCUCCAAGAUCGAGGACGUGCUGUUGACAUCGUCCCCCUCAGAAGAAGAGAAGUGCACCACCAUGCAGUUUGUGAUCCUGACCUACAUGAAGCACCUGGGUGUGAAGGUGAAGGAGCCCCGCAGCCUGGAGCACAAACGUGUCCGCAUCAACUUCCUCCCCAAGAUAAUGGGCAUUCAGAAGGGCGUAAAGACAGAAAAGGAGGGGGAGGAGAAAGUUAAAAAGCCUCGGUUUCCCAACAUCCUCGGAGGCCCUCCACGGCGAACCAGUCGCAUGGACUCCGCCCCCGCCGCCAUGGAGACAGGGAAGCAGCGGCCGCCGAAGCAGCUGUCCCAGCCGGCCCUGUCCACGCCCGAGCCCCCAGAAGCAGCGCGCAUCCGCGGGAGCCAAUCCAGCGAGGGCUCGGACCUGCCCUUCACCCCCGCCCUCACCACCUCCCCCACACACAGCAUCACGGCCAGCCUGAGCUCUGAUGGAGCGGCCAGAGACCCCGACACGGGCCUCACGCCCUCCUCAUUCUUCCCCAAGCUGAGCGAGGGCUCGAGCAGCGGGGACACCCAGGACAGCGCGGCUCACACCCCCAGCACCCUGUUCGACUUCAGCCCCUGCAGCCUGGACCAGCUCCCCGAGGACGAGCGGGAGAGCGACAGGGCCGUGGAGGGUGGGACUCCCAGGUCCCUCAGACGGACGGAUGGCACGUGUCCAGCGGAGCAGCAGAGUGAGGAUGAUCAGGAGCGGGACUCAGAGCAGGACCCUCCGAACUGGCAGCAGCUGGUGGGCAGGGAGGUGCUGGCCAGCCUGACGCCCCACGAGAUCAAGAGACAGGAAGUCAUCAACGAGCUGUUCUACACUGAGCGUGCUCACCUGCGCAUGCUGAAAGUGAUGGACAGCGUCUUCUAUCAGAAGAUGACCAGAGACGCCAUACUGCCCCCUGUGGACAUCAAACGCAUCUUCACCAACCUCGAGGAGAUUGUCCAACUGCACGGGUCUAUCGCAGAGCAGAUGACCACGAUACGGAAGAAGAGCGAGACUGUGAUUGGCCCCAUAGGAGAAGACCUGCUGUCCUGGUUCAGUGGGGGCGAGGAGGAGAAGAUCAAGCGAGCCGUCGGCACCUUCUGCAGCAACCAGCCCUUCGCCCUGGAGAUCAUCAAGAGCCGGCAGAAGAAGGACGCCCGCUUCUCCUCCUCCAUGCAGGAGGCAGAGAGCAAUCCCGUGUGUCGGAGAUUGCAGCUGAAGGACAUGAUUCCAGUGGAGAUGCAGAGACUCACCAAGUACCCACUUCUGCUGGAGAAUAUCGCCAAGUACACAGACGAUGCAGAGGAGAAGGAGAAGGUGAAGAGGGCAGGGGAAUGCUGUAAAAAGAUCCUCAACUAUGUGAACCAGGCUGUGAAGGAGGCUGAGAAUAAGCAGAGGCUGGAGGAUUACCAGAGACGGCUGGACCUGUCCUCCCUGAAGCAGAAUGAGCACCCCAUGAUCGCUGAGCUUAAGAGCCUGGAUCUGACCAAGAAGAAGAUGGUGCACGAGGGCCCCCUCUCCUGGAAAGUCAACAAAGACAAGACGAUAGAGCUGUACACGCUGCUGCUGGAGGACAUCCUGGUGCUGCUGCAGAAGCAGGACGAGCGCCUCAUCCUCAAGUGCCACAGCAAGAACCUGCCGGGCACGGCCGACACCCGACACAUCUACAGCCCCAUCAUCAGGCUCAGCACCGUGCUGGUGCGCUCCGUCGCCACCGAUAACAAGUCGUUCUUUGUGAUCUCCAUGUCGGACAAUGGAGCGCAGAUCUACGAGCUGAUGGCGCAGACCGUGUCUGAGCAGAGAACGUGGCAUAGUCAGAUCACGCAACGGGCAGACUACAUGAAGUCCAAAGAACACAACGACAUACUUUUACCUCAGCCAGAUGGUGAGAGGGAGGCCAUGGAGAUUAUGAACAGUGCGGUGCCCAGGCUCAACAAAGACCCCGACCGCAACUCAACCGGAAGUGUUCAGUCCCCAGAGAGAGAUGGCAGCACAUCGUCCCCCAGGCUAAAACAGGCCCCUCCCCCAGGGUCCAACCCCUUUGAAGAAGAGGAAGAUUCAGAGGAAGGGCAGGCGGCGUUCCUGAACUCGGAGCUGGCCGACAGACUUCCCUUCCUGAAGCGGGGAUCACGUCAGGGCCUCGCCAUCGGUGAUGAUGAAACCAACCCCUUCAGCCUCCCCCCCUCCAGAGCUGAGGAAGCGUUAAAGACCUUGGCGGCGCUGAAGCAGCUGCUCCUGGCGCAGGAGGGCUGGUGGAGGGGGGCGCGGCAGGCGGGCGGUCGUCUCCAGAGGACCACGUCUCUGCGGACCGCUGCGGUCCCCGCCGCAGCCCCGCCCGGGUCCCCAGAGAACGGUCGGGACGAGUCGCUCCAGGACCACUCCGCGGGGGACACCGGCUACUUUGAGGCCUCGGAGGACUACAGCUACCUGGUGCUGGAGGGCUCGGGCGAGAGCAGCACUGACGACGAGGUCGGAGGGAAGGAGCGGGGCGCAGCGGGGGAUUCUGGGAUUGACAUGAAGAAGCUGCUCUCCUCGGCCGCGCAGCCAGGGGGCGCCCCCACCUUCAGCCGGCAGGUCCUGACGCACCUGCGCCUCCUGCAGGCCAACCUGCAGCACCUAAAGGAAGUGGAGACCAAGUAUAAUGAACUAUACCAAAGGCAGGUGAGAGAAACUGCUGAAACGGAGGAUAACAGAGGAAAGAGUUAGCAGGAAGGAACUGCCAGCCAUUGCAUCUGACCAAGAGGGAAGACGGGGGGAACAGGGCACUGGCCCCUCCUCUGCCGCAGCUUGACGGCUGAUUGGUGGAGCCGCCUUACUGCCCCUCCUCCAUCGGCUCCAGCCAAUCAGGGAAGACGGGCUGCCCCACACCUGGCCCCCCUACUCCCUCGGCCGUUCUUCGCAAAGAAGCGAGAAGACUGUACCAAAAUGUAUAAAACUGUGUGUUUAGGAUAUAUAUGACGCACAAAGCCAGAAGAAAGAUAUUUUUAUGUAUUUAGCUAUGUUUUUUUGUUUUUUUUACCCCAAGAUGUAUUUAUUUGAUUUUUUUUCUCCUGUGGUUCUUGUAAGUAUUCCCCACGUCACUUGCAUGCUUCUACCUGUGGAUCCCCUGGCCACCUCCUCUGGGGGUGGAGCACCCACAGCGCCCUCUGCAGCUUGGAGGAGUGUAUGCAGCAACAUGGAACAGCUGCAAUAGUGUGGUUGGCCUUCAAUACACACACUUUGAGUAAUAGAGCAAACUUCAACAAAAGAA